GAUAUUGGCUAGCAGAAGGUCUUGCGUUUCUCUCAAGAUCUUCUUGAGUCAUAACUUCCACGAGACAGAGGACAGAGGGAUGUAGUAUUUGUGGAAUACAGGCCUGUUCUUAAAGCUGUUCGCCUGUCAACGCCAGGGUAGCAGCCACGUUGAACGAGGUUUCAGUCUCACAUGGGCAAGAUGGUCGGAUCAUAACAAGACAUAACUUCAAAGGUGCAGAUUUGAUUUCGUAAUGACAAGCUGCUGUGCAGAAGAUGUCCACACUGUCUGGGACUGAUAUCACAGAUGUUGGCCAUGGUGAGGUGUUCGACGGGGCCCCAGAGCUGCAACUGGACUGUCUCUGCAGUGGUGACGACCACAGUAGUGCAGAAAUGAAGCAUGAGGGAAACCUCCUCCCCCUGGAACCACCCCGCCAUGCAGGGUUUUCCAGCCCCCCCCAGAAAGGGCCUUCCUCACUAGCUGAGAAGAAUAGCCCGCUGCUCAUGGAGCCCAGCAACAUCAAGGCCGACCCCGCCGGCGACAUGCCUGCCAACACAGAGGGUCAGCCGGUGAAGAGGAAGAAGGGUCCAGCCCCCAAGAUGCUGGGGAACGAGGUGUGCAGCGUGUGCGGGGACAAGGCCUCAGGCUUCCACUACAACGUGCUGAGCUGCGAGGGCUGCAAGGGCUUCUUCCGCCGCAGCGUCAUCAAGAGCGCCCAGUACUCGUGCAAGAACAACGGCCGCUGUGAGAUGGACAUGUACAUGCGCCGCAAGUGCCAGCAGUGCCGGCUGCGCAAGUGCCGCGAGGCGGGCAUGCUGGAGCAAUGCGUUCUCUCAGAGGAGCAGAUCCGAGUGAAGAAAAUGAAGAAGAACGAGGAAGAGACUGCACGCACGUCUACCGUGGUGACCCCCACCCCGGUGCCGGAGGUGGUCCCGCUGGCGCCCGAGCAGCUGGAGAUGAUCGAGAAGCUGGUGGCCAUGCAGAAGCAGUGCAACAAGCGCUCGUUCAUCGACCGGCCCAAAGUCACGGUGAUUCCGUGGCCCCAGAGUCAGGACCCCCAGAACAGGGAGGUGCGGCAGCAGCGCUUUGCCCACUUCACCGAGCUGGCCAUCAUGUCGGUCCAGGAGAUAGUGGACUUUGCCAAGCAGUUGCCUGGCUUCCUAGAGCUCACCAGAGAGGACCAGAUUGCCCUGCUGAAGACCUCAACCAUUGAGAUCAUGCUGCUGGAAACAUCGCGGAGAUAUAACCCUGCCAUUGAGAGCAUCACGUUCCUGAAGGACUUCAGUUAUAACAAGGAGGAUUUUGCCAAAGCAGGGCUGCAGUUGGAGUUUAUUAACCCCAUCUUUGAGUUCUCCAAGGGCAUGAACGACCUGCACCUGGACGAGGCGGAGUACGCUCUGCUCAUUGCCAUCAACAUCUUCUCUGCAGGUCAGAGGUCAAGUGACCGGCCCAAUGUGCAGGACCAUGAACUUGUGGAGCGACUGCAGCAGCCGUACGUGGACGCACUUCGUUCUUACAUCAUGAUCAAGAGACCAAACGAUCACCUGAUGUUUCCACGCAUGCUCAUGAAGCUGGUCAGCCUCCGCACCCUCAGCAGCGUCCACUCUGAGCAGGUCUUCGCCCUACGCCUCCAGGACAAGAAGCUCCCGCCGCUGUUAUCUGAAAUCUGGGACGUCCACGAGUGACUUCGCCGACACCCUUGCGGAACUCUGCCGCGCUCCGCAAACCUGCGUACUGGGAUGGACAGAAACAUUGGGUUUGUCUUUCGAGUGUCGAAAAAAAGACUUGAAUGAAGCGAUGCCUCCCAGGAUACCCAAACACGGCGGAUCAAACCUACAGCUCGGUUGCCAGAUUGAAUCAGUUGCCAGAUUGGAGAAAGGUUUUUUUUUCUUCUACAUCUUCUAUGCAGUUUGGGAGGAUAGUGAUGGCCCGCUGUACUGCAGACUGGGACACUAAUCUCAUGGGGAGGUUGGGGCAAAGAAAUAGAAUGAACAAUUAUAUUCAUUCUAUUUCUAUGGGUUGAGGAUUGUGCACACCUGAUUUCUCUCCCUCGCCCAUUUUGUUAUUGAAGGUGAGACGGGCUUGUGGUGAGGUUGUGCUGUCAUGGUCAGUGUGGCUCAGACUUGCUAGCCAGUGUUCACCAUUACAUCUACUGAUAUGUUGAUAGGCCAAUUACGUGACUAUCUAUAAUGACAAUUGCCAUGAUGCUUUGAAGGUUUUGGCAAUGCCCCCCCACCCCCCAACCCAAGUCCACAUCAUGGAUGAUAACCCCAAAUAAACAGAAGACGUUAUAGCCCCGUGUUGCAAUGGGAUAGGAAACAGAGGUAUCCUAACUGCUGCCCAAUUUUAAACAAUGUGUCUUAUUGGUGUCCACUGUCCAGAUGUAUGUUAGAAUGGUAGGUCACCUGCUUGAUUGUUGUGAUUUAGCAGUUUAAUAGUCAGCCAUCUGAUUUGUUCUCCUCGGUGAAGGAACAAGAAAGCAAUUCUGAUGAAUUGUGUUGAAUUAUUUAAGGUGAAGUGUUGGUAUAGAGAUGCGUAGCCUACCACUUUCAAGUGCAGGACCCCCACCAACCAUUUUGUAAAUGCACUCAAACAUCGAUUUACAUGUACAAAGUAUAUAUUAAUGACAAAAUAUAUAUAUAUUUAGUAUGCCCACAAGUGAAGACAUCCAUACAAAAUGACUUGUACAAUCACUCACUUACGCACAAGCAAGCAGUGAAUUAUUAUUAUAUAUUUUUUUAAAGCAUCACUGGAUAUGUGAGGGCCAAGCUGAGGCCUUAUACACUGGAACAACCUCAAUGCUACGCUAGGGAGUUGUAAGCUUAGGCCAGGGGAUAGGCUUCUUUUGAAGCGGCUGGGGGCACAAAAAAAACGGAACUCAUCGUGCGGUGUCUGCGUACCCACAAUCUCCCCCGCCUACCUUGCGAGCAAAACAUUUUAGUGACCGAUUUCCCCCUCCCCAAUUUUGCCAUAGGCUGGAAGAAAAUCUUUGCGGUUUUUAAUAACUGAUGGUCAAUGGGCCCCACACUGGUCAGUAAUUCGACCAUGCUUACUACAAGCUUAGAUGGCUGGCUGCUAGACUAACUUAACACUUUCAUUUAGCUGACAUGAGCUAAUUGACUGCUGAUGCAUAACCAAAUUGCACUUAGAAUAGAAUAUACAAACUCUCAGCAGUAAGUUGAGACCCUGACUGAAAUUAGUCCGAGGGGCCCGCCAGUUGCAAAUCCCUGGUCUAGUUGUAUGUACGGUCCUCCCUUCCCCCAAACCAGCAUGGUUCCAGACAUCUGAGUGGCAAUUUCAUCCAGAUGUUUAAAAUGUGCUUUGCAUCCCACAAUAGUUGGAAUAGCAAAAUAAGUAAAAUUGCGCUCCAUGUGUGGGCACUGCAGUACUUUCUGCAACGGUAACAUUUUUGGGUUACUCUGACUUUCAUGAAUAAACCAUUGUAAAUGCUUACAAGUAAUAAUGAAAUACUUAAUAGUUUUUCACUAUUUAUAAAUGGUUGUUCAUGAAUGGUAUAGUCUUACCCAUAUCUAAUAAGAUCAUAAGAUUUCACUCAACAGUCGUCGCCCCCCCCAUGAUGCUGUUUCUAUCAGUCCUUUGUAUGACUUUGCUAAUGUGACACAGGUUCAGAAGGAAAGCUGUUUUUGAUUCGAUUCCUGAUUGACAGACAGUUUUGUCCAUUACUGACCCCACUUUACAACUCAGAUCAGUGUGAAAUAGAGGAGAGUUGAGGACUCAGACAAAAUGGGGAGAUUAUCAUAACAGUUGCACAAUAUGUCAAAGUAGCACAGAGAUAAGGGAGUAAGCUAUAUGGAACAAUUACUAGAUGGCGCUUUCAGUAAGAAGAAAAUCAAUGCAAUUAUUUAACAAAUGUUAUAUUAGGGUUGGUGGUCUUCUAUUUGUAGUCUGUCAUCCAUCAGGUUUUUAUGGCUAUUUGUUUGGUUGAGAUUGAUUGUCUUUGAUGGCGCUGACUCAUAACCUGAAGAUGGUUCUUCUACACACUAUUCAAAGGGUUUGCUCUUCCCUGGGCAUGCGUGUGUGGAGCCAUCUAUUUUCAAUUACUCUUGAGACUUAAAUUGCAAAACCAUACAAUCCCAGUUUUCCUAUUUUUCCUUUCAAUAUGUAACUCAUACCAGCAAAUGAUUGUCUACAUUGAAAUUACAUCAGUAUUUUCAGUCUGAAUAGAAAACCUAAGCAUUAACACAAGGUAUGGUGUCUUAAGUCUAAAUUACGUUUUCAGUUGUUUAGAAUACACAAUGUUAAUACUGUAGGUAACUGAAAGUUGACUGUAAUAGCAUUUACGACCUUCUGGUGUGCAGAACUCAUUUCAUUCCCUUCUCUACAUCUUAAAGGGUGAAGCUGUAAACCAUAUUGACAUAGAAAUGCAAACUUAUUUGAAUAUUUUUUGAACACUUUAAGACCAUGUAUAUUCUGCUUUAUAUGUAUAAAUUAAAACCUGAAAGAUAUUGUAGCCUAUUGCCAGAUUAUAUAUUUGUGUACCAACUGAAACCAAAAACCACUAAUAUUUCUGAUUUGGAAUUAUUACAAUUUCAAAGUGAUUUAAGCUUAUACAAAAUAAAUGCUUUAUUGUAAUUAGUUCUCUUAAAUAUAUCACAGCCAGUAAAAUAAAUGGUGAAUUUAUUUACCCACUUGUUUGGGUGUUCUGUUGUCAAAUAGAGCAGUCAACAGUUGUGGCUAUUUAUUCAUUUUUAUCAGAAGAGCUUGGAAUCUCUACCAUGACAAGUAUUUACUUUAUUACACAGCGGGCUUCAUGCAAUUUAUAGUUCUAGUCCUUUCGGGGUCUAUUAUUUUCUUGUCAUUUAAAUGAUAUGCUUAGUGACAAUUCCCAAAUAUACUGAACAGAAAUAAACUCAACAUGUAAAGUGUUGGUUUCAUGAGCUGAAAUAAAUGUUCCCAGAAAUGUUC
Molecule: messenger RNA, 4905 nt
Organism: Salmo salar (Atlantic salmon)
Lineage: Eukaryota; Metazoa; Chordata; Actinopteri; Salmoniformes; Salmonidae
Source: RefSeq, a predicted model, not a curated record